This is a messenger RNA of Drosophila takahashii, 1589 nucleotides long. RefSeq names its product Septin 5 (gene Septin5). The record is from RefSeq and is a predicted model, not a curated record. Gene Ontology annotation, biological process: intracellular protein localization; cytoskeleton-dependent cytokinesis. Gene Ontology annotation, molecular function: GTP binding; molecular adaptor activity; GTPase activity. Gene Ontology annotation, cellular component: septin complex; microtubule cytoskeleton; septin ring. Lineage: Eukaryota; Metazoa; Arthropoda; Insecta; Diptera; Drosophilidae.
UUGACCCGGCAUCUCAUUCAAAUUCAUUAAGGGUGCAGGUAAAAUAGAUCACAGGUAGAAAACGGCCGAAUAGAAUUAAAGUCUCGUUAUAUGCCACAUGCCGGAAAACCCAAGUGGGUGAUUAGAAAGAAAGGCCGGAAUUUUCGCAAGCUGCACCCUCGAGUUUUCCGCGUAUAAAGAGGGGCUUCCACUUCCAUCCGGGACCAUUCCUUUACCAAAACCAAGAGCGAAAUGGUGCAUCUAGCGACUGAAAAGAAGACCCAGGAGGUGGCGUCCAAGGCACCGAGGCAGCUCCAGCUGGGCGGUCACGUGGGGUUCGACACCCUGCCGGACCAACUGGUCAACAAGAGCGUCCAGAACGGUUUCAGCUUCAAUAUCCUGUGCAUCGGCGAGACGGCUCUCGGCAAAUCGACGCUCAUGGACACGCUGUUCAACACCAGCUUUGGGUCCACGCCCAGUCCGCACAACCUGCCCAAUGUGAAGCUAAAGGCAAACACCUACGAGCUGCAGGAGAGCAGCGUCCGCCUGAAGCUCACCGUCUGCGACACGAUCGGCUACGGGGAUCAGGUGAACAAGGGCGAUAGCUACAAGGCGCUGGUGGAGUACGUGGACAGCCAGUUCGAGGCGUACCUGCAGGAGGAGCUCAAGAUCCAGCGCACCAUGGCCAGUGCGCACGAUGGUCGCGUGCACGCCUGUCUGUACUUCAUCUGCCCCACUGGCCACGGGCUGAAGGCCAUGGAUUUGGUGUGCAUGAAGCAGCUGGACACCCGGGUGAACAUCAUACCCGUGAUCGCCAAGGCGGACACCAUCUCCAAGUCGGAGCUGGCUGGCUUCAAGGAGCGCAUAAUGGACGAACUGCGCCGGAACAAAGUGAGCAUCUACGAGUUUCCCACGGACGAUGAAACGGUGGCCGAGACCAACGCCUCCAUGAAUGGCCAGCUGCCCUUUGCCGUUGUCGGCAGCACGGAGUUCGUAAAGGUGGCCGGAAAGCAGGUCCGUGCCCGCCAAUAUCCCUGGGGUUCGGUGCACAUAGAGAACGAGGCGCACUGUGACUUUGUAAAGCUGCGCGAGAUGCUCAUACGCACGAAUAUGGAGGAUCUGCGUGAGCUGACCCAUACACGCCACUACGAGCUCUUCCGGCAGCGGCGCCUGCAGCAGAUGGGCUUUGUGGACGUGGACAGCAACAACCAGCCGGUGUCCUUCCAGCAGACCUUCGAGACCAAACGAUCCGACCAUCUGGCCUGCCUGCAGGCCAAGGAGGAGGAGGUGCGCCAGAUGUUCGUGCAGCGGGUCAAGCAGAAGGAAAACGAACUGAAGGACAGCGAGAAGGAUCUGCACAUGAAGUUCGAGCGGUUGAAGCGGGAGCACCUCGAGGAGAAGACCCAACUGGAGGAAGCGCGUCGCCAGCUGGAGGAGGAAUGCCAGGAGCUGCAGCGUCGCAGGCUGCAGCUGGCCAAUGGUACGCACACACUCACCUUGGGCAGGGGCAAGAAGAAGUAGUGCCUUUGUCUCGAAUUUUAAACGAUUUCCAUGUUUAUUAAACUUACGAUCGAUCGAUUUUAAAAACAUUUAGAGGUAAGGAAUCUAAA